This is a messenger RNA of Pararge aegeria (speckled wood butterfly), 5116 nucleotides long. RefSeq lists its product as uncharacterized. Gene Ontology annotation, cellular component: membrane. Gene Ontology annotation, biological process: adenylate cyclase-activating G protein-coupled receptor signaling pathway; cell surface receptor signaling pathway. Gene Ontology annotation, molecular function: G protein-coupled receptor activity. The coding region runs from base 134 to 1840 and encodes 568 amino acids. The transcript has 9 exons. The record is from RefSeq and is a predicted model, not a curated record. Lineage: Eukaryota; Metazoa; Arthropoda; Insecta; Lepidoptera; Nymphalidae.
UAGACGACAUGAGUUUAAUUAAAAUCAGGCCCACUAAAAACAAACAACUGAACAGCUUUUAAUCUAAGAUAAAUCAACGUUUCAACAUGAAAACAGUGCAUAAGUGUUUGUUCAUUAAAUAAAAAAAGUCGACAUGAGUUGCAGUAAAAAUAAAAUUAUGAUUUUUAUAUUAUUUGCGUUAGCGUUGUGUUUUAUAUGUGAUUCCAAAGCUUUCCAACAAAAUAAAACCGCGCACCAUAUACGAAGAGCAUAUGUAGACAACAGCUUUUUCAAAAGUCAAAAGCUUCCUACAUAUCGCUCUUUUCAACCAGUGUCGGUUGAUUUUCACAAAGUAACGUAUCCAAAAGUUGAAGAUCGGACGGACUAUGACAUUAAUUCAUACGAUACGGAGUACGGUGGAGUCGUUGCAAACUUUACGUCUUCUAUUUAUGAUGACAAUCCACCACUCUAUCCGAAUCCUGAGUUAAUAGCCAAGAAUAAUCAAGCUCAAGUAAUCCCCUCUAAUGAGAAUAAAAUGACGGAACCAGAAGUGGAAAUGGCUGACGAUUCAUUUGCGGAUGGUGAUCUAAAAGAGCACAAUAUAAUAGACAGUGUGACUUACGUUUACGGAUUUCAGAACUGCCAUGACGUCAAGAACGAAUGGUUGGUUUUGAUAUUUGUCACAAGUGGACUCGCCAUUGCAUUGCCAGUGGCAGCAAUUAUUUGGUUGAUUUGGAGCAAGUAUGCAGCUGAAUUCAGAAGCAAUAGCAAAUUGUACCCGAUCGUUAUUAACCUAUGCAGCUGUUUGAUAGCUUGUACACUAAUAUACAUACAGGCUGUAGUGGGAGCGUCUUCACCUUCUCAAUGCGAGAAAAUUGCGUUGGUUUUGCAUUACACUCAUAUAUCUUGCGCCAUGUGGAUCGUCGCUUUAGCGGCUGUUGUUACUGAGUAUUGCGUUUGUGACACACUGUUACCAUUGAAGUAUAUUUAUUUAUUGGCCUACGGCAUUCCAGGUAUCAUUGUGAUGUUCAAUUACGCGUUAUCAAUGGAACAUUACGAAAUUAAACAUUACUGCUGGAUGUCUAUCGAAAAAGGAAUGGUAAUGGGCUUUAUGGUACCAGUGACGAUCUUGAUUGUAAUAAACACUGGAGUUAUUAUCGUUGGGUUAAAAAGCGUAAAUCAAAAGCACACGGAAAUGAUGACCGCUAAAAUUCAAGAACUUGUUGACCAUCAUUUUGCUAACUGGCCUAAAAAUGUCGAAGAAAACGGGAGUGGAAGUUUAGAAAACUUCGAUAAUAUGUACACUCCUGGUAAUAGCCGCAAAAAUACGGACAGUUCUGAUACGUUGGAGAAGGAAUACAAUUACAAUGAAGACGAUUGCAACUACGUGAAUAUGGGCUCAUCGAGCAAUGAUAUUAAUGACGGAAGAGAGCCCAAUAUGGAUAAGGGCUUACUAAACAUGCUGUUUAUGGACAACGUAUCAUGGAAAUGGAGCUGGAACACUGAAGGCAAUGAAUUGAAGACAUAUCUUAACCUAUGCCUUAUUUUGGAGCCAUUUUUCGCGAUUAACUGGAUGAUGGGAGUUGUUGCUAUCGAAAAUGCUACUCAUUGGUCUACGCCGACUAUUUAUCUCAUACUGGUCGUAUCUAUGCAAAUCUACUUCGUGGUCACCAUUUGCACCACUUUGCCGAUUGUUCGCGCCAAGACUCCACCACCAGCGCCCUGCUGUGAAGAAGUCGCCGUUGAACCGACCAUCGCACGAACUAAAACUACGGACAGCAUUCCACUCCUGGACCCGGGCAUUCAGCAUGCCAUCGUGACUCCGGCACCGGCUGACACCAUAAGCACGAUCAGUAUUUAAAUCGAGGAAAAAGAUACUAAAUGGGAAUAUCAGUGGAAAUAAUAUUCUGCCAAUACUCAUUGUUUAGUUUCUAAGCUCGAACGUGUUUCCGGCGGCCAUUAUUUUUGGCGGUAAUUCGAGUCAAAGGAGCUUUCACGGUCAUUAUACCUACUUAUAUAUUGUGCUUAAAUAUCUUUCUAAAGGCAUACGGGUUAAAAUGAAAUUUUCGAUUCAAAUGCGUUCUUCACAAGCUGUUAAUAAAUCCCAGAAAUUCUGAUGCUUGAAAAACGUAUAUAAAACUGGCAGCGUCCUGUAUUUUUUUACUUUUAACUAUCUUUCGUCGUAGAAUGAACUUUCGAGACAAUACAACAAUAAAUUACAGGGACAAGCGCGUUCAUAAUACAAAGUUGUAUUAAUUUAAUUAUGACUAAAACCGGCAAGAUAUCGUUGACUCGAAUUCGUCAACGUACAUAAUAAACGUUCAAGCGGCCUGUUAUUUAGCGCUUUUGGCUAAAAUUAAAAGUAGAAAAUAUCUUUCAUAAAAUUUAAAACAUGAAACAGUUUGACUGUUUAAAUGCGUAAAAACUUAAACCUUAAAAACUUCUUAAUAAAAACUUACGUAAAUGUUGUAGAUAUUACGAUGGCGGGAAAAAACGUUUAAUGCAAUACUCUAAAGAAUUACAAAAGCUGGAUGCAUUUUAUUAAUUUUUUUUUUUUCAUGAACUGGAAAUCUCCAAUGUAAUAAUGUCUACUUUUGCGUUCUGCAAUGAAUUAUCUGUUGAUAUGAAAUUAUGUUUGUAACCUAAAACCACAGACUCAAUUAGAUAAACAUUUUCAAGGAAUAUAGUAUAUAAUACAUCCUGGAGAAUACAAUAAACAAAGGAUUUCCAGGGAAUUAAUACCACAACCGAAAUGAAUGCGAAAAAAUCUCAGGAUACAGCUUGUGUAUUUAUUAUGAAUUGUAAUAUUAUACAUAAUCAAGUAAAGUUUUUGAGACAUGGAAAAAUUUAACUCUUAUUACAAAAAACAUGGAAAUUACAAAAAAAAUCGCCGUUCGCUUUUGGCGGGUUUAAUAUUUCAAUUCCAAGUCUUGGAACACAAGUUUGGCCAAAGUUUGGAGUUUUAAAAUUUUAAUGUUACAGUGAUGUAAAUUUAAAUAAGCAUUACUUUUUUAAAUAACAAUCUGCUAAUUUUAUGAUUAAAAUAAUCUUUUUUUUUUAAAUAAAGCAUCAUAUUGUGCCCAAUAAUGGAAUUGCUUAGGAAUUAAUUACUUAUUACAUUUUUUAAUAGUUACCUAACCUCUUCGUUUAUUCAUAAGUAGUAUAUAGUGUUACAUAAUAUAAAAGAAAUAUAUAUGUAUAUAUAAUAUGUACUUUACUUACUUUAUAUCAAUAAAAUAAUUGAUAUAAGAAAAGUAAUAAAGUUUUCUCACUCUACUGUUUAAAUACUGUCGCCAAAACUAUUGUUGAAAAAGUACUUAAAUAAGGCAAUGGGUAGGAACAAAGAUUUUAACUUUUAUGUUAUCGCCCUCGCCUUUAAUUUCUCAUAAGCAAAAUGUUUUUCGCGUCAAAUAAGUGAGUUGAGAGUUCGCUCAAUAAGAAGCGAUAAGAUAAAAUUUAAUUGUAUUUUAUUGACAAACCAAAAUAUAUAUUAUCACUAUUUUUGUUAAAAUUUGGUUUGAUGUUGGAACACCGAAAUAUAAAUAUAGUUUCUGACAUUUUGUGAUUAAAACACUACGAUUAACUUAAGAAAAAAAAAAAUCCUUCCGCAGAAGCAUAGACUUUAAUCUGGACUAAAAACUUUUCUUGUAUGUUGAUAAAGGUAGGUUUUCUACAGAUUCUUAAACCGAUUUAAUAUUGAUAACUUUUUUCACCUAUGAACUUAUACUACUAGAGUAGCCGUAACUUUCAUGCCGUAAGUAGAUAUGCCCUAUUAUACUUACCAGCGUAAUAAAUGAUGUUUAAAAAGACAGGUAGACAUAUUUUGUUUUAUGCUUAAUAGCCUACCUGAACUGUUUCUAUUCUACUUAUUAUGUUUAAUUCACUGUGUACUAACAUAACAUGUGUAAAUUAUUAUUAUAUUAUAUUAUACUUUACGAUUUAGCACUACGCUAUGUAACUCAAAAACCAAGAGUUUUUCACUCUUGAAGCGCAUUUUUGUGUGUAGCAGUUUUCCGCAGCUUCGUAUCAGUAAUAUUUUGUCCGGUGAGACUAAUUUCCUAGGCAUACAUCAACCGGUCCUCAAAAGUUAUCACCUAAGAGUUGGUGAAAUUUUGCAGUAAUACAAUUUUUUUUUUUCAUCUUGUAGGCAAGCGCGUCUCAUCUUAGGCCACAUCUACACUUUCCAUCAGGUGGUCAAGCGCUAGUCUAAUAAUACAUUUGAAAAAAAAACCGUAAAAACGCCUUGUAGUAAAAACUUUUUUUGCGUUUCGUAUCCCAUCUUUAACUUAGCCAUCUAGGUACAAACUUUCCUAAAACUAAGAAAAGAUUAUGCAUCAAUAGAUUUUUUAGUAAAAUAUGUUAAGCGAUAAAAACUGGUGCACAUCUAUAGGCGGGGGAACGUAUAAUAUUUGACGCCACGCAUGUUUAGUUUGGUCAAAGAAACUUGAAAGUAUGAACGUUUUUAAUAACAAAACAGCUUUUAUUUUGUAUUAUCCAAACCAACGUAUAGGUAUAUUAAAUAUGUAAAUUACAUUGUUUCUUUUAUUUACUGAUAUUAUAAAAUUUUAUUGUAUUUUCAAUACAAUAAAAUUUUAAUACACAAUGACCUUGUUGAUUUCGCUUUACAAUAGUGACCCAAUUAUUCUGUUUAUGUCCAAUAUUCAUUAGUAAAUAUUUAAGUUUGGUGCAUAAGAAGCAUACUAUACCGAGUGUACGAGAGGCGCGGGGCGACGGCGGUGUCAAUUCAACCAAGUUGUUUCAUGCUGCAGAACGGAAUUUGCGAUUACGUACUUUAUUAAAUCAGCUGCUUCGAAAUGCACGAUUAAAUGUCUUAUUUUUUAUUAGUGCUAUAAUAAACUUAAAUUAUUUGGAAUAUUGUUUUGUAGAUCGGAUGGAUUUUAUGGAUUGUCGCUGCUUGACGAUAAAAAGUUAACUGUGUAAUAUUUUGCUAUAAAUAAAGGUUUCCACCCGCUGCUGUAUGUGCACUAGUCCUUAUAAAAAAUAAAAAAAAAGUUUUUUAAAUUAUUGUUGUUAAAAUAAUAAUAUAGUAUAGUCACAGUAAUUGUGAUAGUUAUAAUAGUUCGCUGUGAUAGCAAUGGAGUUGCCACAGAGUUUUAUUAAAUGUUUUCAUUACUUC